This is a messenger RNA of Neospora caninum, 1038 nucleotides long. RefSeq names its product SRS domain-containing protein. The transcript has a single exon. Gene Ontology annotation, cellular component: membrane. The record is from RefSeq and is a predicted model, not a curated record. The coding region runs from base 1 to 1038 and encodes 345 amino acids. Lineage: Eukaryota; Apicomplexa; Conoidasida; Eucoccidiorida; Sarcocystidae.
AUGAGUCGAUUUUGCCUUUGUGAAAGGGUUUCUCACUGCUGUCUCGCCAUUUUACUGGCAGGCGUCCUUCUGAAGCCGGUUUCCUUUGCUGUUUCACCGCCUCCCACUCAGGAGCCCUCACCAGUGCCGACCUGCGACAAGACACACAGUGAAAGGGCCACGCUUGAAACCGAGCUUUCGUUGACUGUCGGUCCCGAACAGGACAGCGUUUCGUUCAAGUGUAGUUCGACCGCGAACGCACAGCGUGAGCCAGAAAAGGAGAAUGUCUAUACAGAUGCCAAUUGCUCACAAACGACGCAGUUGACGACUCUGUUUAGCGGCGCCGAUCUGCAGGAAGUAGGAGAUAACGGGCAAAAAACGUACACGCUCAACAUCCCGAAGAACUCACGCAAGGCGACGCAGCAAGAACUGUACUACAAAUGCACCCUGGAGAAAGAACUGCACCACAAAAAUGGGAAUGCGGUGUCAGAAACGGAAGGACAAGUGUGCAAGGUCAAAAUUACCGUUGAGGCUGUCAAUAAAGAUGAGCCUGACCCGGAGCAGAAUGACGAGCAACCAGCAGGGCCCAUCGAAUGCACAGGUAGUGACACAAUGAAGGAGGCAAGUGUCUCCGCAGAAUCUCCUCUCUCAUUCAAAUGUGGAGCUGGAAUGUCCCUGCACCCGACAAAUUUGACAGACGUGUUUGAUGACCAGGACGGGAAGUGCGCCGCUGAGGUUGCCCUGCAGACUCUCGUUGACGCCACAUUAACAAAAACUGACGCUGAAGCCACACAUAACGAACAGCCAGUGUACCAGCUUGCUGUGAAGACGGCCCCUUCUGAAGACACUGCCCUUUGCUACAAGUGCGUACCUUCAUCGUCCAGCGACACAAAAAGAGAGAUACAGUCGGGUGGAGAAUCUAGUGCAAAAGAAUGCCUUCUGAAAAUAUUUGUGAAGGGAAGCGCGUCUUCCGCGUUUUCGGCGACAUGGGGAGCCGCCCAGACAGCAGUCGCCUUUUUUGUCGCAGCACAAUUGUUGCCAGGCAUGGUUGACGCGUAG